Molecule: messenger RNA, 1224 nt
Organism: Miscanthus lutarioriparius
Lineage: Eukaryota; Viridiplantae; Streptophyta; Magnoliopsida; Poales; Poaceae
Source: the annotation of a GenBank genome assembly
AUGGCAUCGAUGAAGUUUGAUCUACUGCUGCUAGAUUACAAGACGAGAUUUGCGCUGUGGCAAGCAUUGGAUGAUUUCAGAGGCAAAGGGCAGAAAUCAUGGACCGCUGAAGAGAAGCGGAAGGAUCGUAAGACUCUGUCUCUGAUUCAACUUCAUCUACAUAAUGAUAUUUUGCAAGAAGUGCUGCAGGAGAAAACUAUCGUAGAACUUUGGCUCAAGCUGGAAUCGAUCUGCAUGUCCAAGGAUCUAACCAGUAAGAUGCACGUGAAGAUGAAGUUGUUCACGCAUAAGCUGCAAGAAGGUGGUUCGAUGAUGAACCACUUAUCGAUCUUUAAGGAGAUCAUUGCCGACCUAGUGUCGAUGGAGUUUGCAAAUUUUCGAGAUACCAUACUAUUAAGCUAUGAUGAACUAACCCUUGCUAAAGUAUAUGAGGUCCUCCAAUCGAGGGAGAAGAUGAAAGGUAUGGUUCAGUCUAAUGUGUCGUCCUCCAAGGGCAAAGUGUUGCAGGUUAGAGGCAGGCUCGAGCAGAAAACCUACAACAACAAUAAUCGAGACAAGAGCAAGAACGGUAGAGGCCGUUCAAAGUCUAGAGGUAGGGAUGAGUUCUGCAGGCAUAUGAGUGAACUUAGUAUGGCAGAAUUGAUCAAGAGAGACCUGCUAGAUGGUUGCACUAUGGGUAAGAUGAAGUUCUGUGAGCACUGUGUUUUUGGUAAGCACAAGAGGCACUCACCUCCUAUUUUGCAGCCUCAAAAUCAGUCUAUUGCAGAUCGCAGAACAAAGAGGAAUUAUGGAUCUCAUCCACGUUUAAUUAAGGAAUGUGAUAUUGUUCAUUAUGCCUUUAGUUGUGCUGAACAGGUGGAGAACAUUCAUGAGCCGGCUACGUACACUGAAGCUAUUAUUUCUGCUUUACAAUGUGCUAGUAUAGAUGAGGAUUUUGAGUACAUGUCAAGAGUUUCAUAUUCUAGUGCUGUUGGUUCUUUGAUGUAUGCCAUGGUUUGCUCUCGUCCUGAUUUAUCAUAUGCUAUGAGUUUGUUUGGCAAGACUGAUAAGGGACUCACUGGCUAUGUGGAUUCAGAUUUUACUGCCAAUUUGGAUAAGAGGAGAUCUCUCAUAGGUUAUGUGUUUAUUAUUGGUGGUUGUGCUUUCCUGGGCGGCACCGACGCAAUAGAUGAUAAUUCUUCUUUGAACUAUGAGAUGGCGAUUAUUUCACAUGAGCAAGGAUAG